Messenger RNA from Anastrepha obliqua, 1924 nucleotides. It is a transcript of the gene Tmx3, whose product is annotated as protein disulfide-isomerase TMX3. The coding region runs from base 254 to 1570 and encodes 438 amino acids. Gene Ontology annotation, biological process: peptidyl-cysteine oxidation. Lineage: Eukaryota; Metazoa; Arthropoda; Insecta; Diptera; Tephritidae. Gene Ontology annotation, cellular component: endoplasmic reticulum. The transcript has 3 exons. The record is from RefSeq and is a predicted model, not a curated record. Gene Ontology annotation, molecular function: protein disulfide isomerase activity.
AUUUGACAUAUGCAGAAAUUUUUAAGUUGUAUAUCCUAUAGUUUUUGGCAAAAGUUAUGUGCAAUAUAUUGCACAUUCAAGCAAAAUACUAAUUAAAUUAAAAAACCGCGAAUUAUAUUCAAGUACUAAUUAACGUAAUCCUUUGGAGCGGUCAAAAAUGUGUCGACAAAUCUACUGGAAAGUGUAAAAAAUAUAUUCCAUAAAAUUAUUUCUAUAACCAAAGAUACAAGUAAAUCUACAAAUAACUUUUGCAAUGCUACUUAAACCAAGCAAGCACAUAAAUAGUUCUUCAUUAUGGAAGCUGCUAUUUAUGUUGCUAGCCGUAUUCGCCACACCAUUUACAUAUGCAGCCCAUGCAGAAGCUGCGCGUGUACUAGAAUUAAGCGACCGUUUCUUAGAGGUAUACAACCAGGGUCAAUGGUUGGUCAUGUUUUACGCACCAUGGUGUGGUUACUGCAAACGAACUGAACCAAUUUUCGGGCAGGUGGCACAAGAAUUGCAUGGCCUUAGUAUACGAGUAGGAAAAGUUGAUUGUACACGAUUCUCGAAUGUGGCACGUGAGAUGAAAAUACGCGCCUAUCCAACUAUUAUGUUCAUUAAAGGCAGUGCGAUGUAUGUAUACAAUGGUGAUCGGACGAAGGAAGAGUUGGUUGAUUAUGCGCUGCGUAUGAGCGGGCCCCCAGUGCAGCUGGUGACACGUCCCGAGAGUGUUGAUAUGCUUAAGGGUUCGCAUACUAUUUUCUUCAUUUUUGUGGGUCAACAGGAGGGUGUUAUUUGGGAAUCAUAUUAUGCCGCAGCAGAGAACUAUCAAGAAUAUGGAUUUUUCUACGCAACUUCGGCAGAUAUAGCUUCGCAACAUUUCGAUUUUGAGUAUUUACCUGCUGUGCUUGUUUACAAAGACGAACAACAUCAUUUAUAUCCGUUUUCACAAGGGCCACACGAAGUUGAUAUUAACGAGACUGUGCAUCAUUGGGUAAAUGUUGAGAGGUUUACAACUUUUCCGAAGAUCACGCGCUUCAAUAUAAAUCAGUUAAUGCUUACGAAAAAGUAUCUAGUUGUAGCAGUUGUCGAGGAAGACAAAUUAAAUCAAGUUGCUACACAUGAACUGGAAUUCCGUGAUAUGGUUGAGGGUGUUAUACGUAAACAUCGGGAUAGGUAUCAUGAUAAAUUUCAAUUUGGAUGGAUUGGCGAACCCGGUAUAGCCCAUUCUAUUAUACUGGAUACAUUGCCUACACCCCAUCUGAUCGUGAUCAACUCUACUACACAACAUCACUACAUACCAGACGAUGAGCCGCUUAAAAUGACUCCACAGGCACUACACGUCUUCCUCGAAUCAAUUCAUGAUGAAAACGCAACUCCGCUUGGAGGCGAUACGUACUUUGUGCGCCUGCGACGCGCAUUUUUUGAGGUUAAGAAGGGCUUACGUGAUAUGUGGCAGGGCAAUCCUGUACUGACAACUGUCAUCUUCGGCCUGCCAUUUGGCUUCUUGUCACUCAUUUUAUAUUCGAUAUUUUGCGGAGAUUGCUUUGAGGCAUCAGAUGAAGAAGAUGAUCACGAGAAAACGGAAUAAGUGAUGUUUAUAAAGCUUUUACUUGAUAAGAUCAUUUUUGUUUAGUAACUUAUAUCUCUCUAGUCUAAUUAUAUGAGUUUAUAGCACAUAUAAAUUAUAGGUGCCAUAUAAUUUAUUUUAUAUACAUAUGUACGUACUUUCCAGCUAUAAAAUCUAAGCUAAAUAUAAAAAUGUGUUGUAAUAUUGCAUUGUAAAAUCGAAUGCUUGAUAGUAGCCGGACAAUACGGUAUAAUUUACAUUCCCACGUCGUAUAUACAUAUGCCUCUGUCUAUGUUCACGUAAUAGGCCAAAUAAAGGGUUCAAUAUUCACAGUAUUGAAAAAAUAUGACGAUCAUAAUCGAUUUAACCUAUUAA